This is a messenger RNA of Geodia barretti, 2335 nucleotides long. Lineage: Eukaryota; Metazoa; Porifera; Demospongiae; Tetractinellida; Geodiidae. The record is from the annotation of a GenBank genome assembly.
GUUUGCGUGGGUAUACUGGUUUGCGUCGUCCGAUCUGCACUCUUCCAGCUUCACCAGCAGUAUAUACUAGAGUGACUGAUCUCCCCGCGGGAGCUUGCGCUGCAGCCUUUCUACUACCUGUUGUAUCCUUAUAUAUAGCACUGACUAGUUCGUUGGAGAGAAAUGGCUAAGGCUAUCCGCGAGUUUUGCGGGAAGGAGCUGCUCCACAAGUACGUGGAGAGGCUGGGGAGCGAGACGGAGAGACAGGGGAAGCUCCGUAUCCCCUUUGCCUCUGCCCCUGUCACCGAGACUACGGAUUUUGAUUUGCUCGCGAAGAGCUACCCGUGGCUCCACACGGAGAAGCUGGUAGUGAAACCAGACCAGCUCAUAAAACGCAGAGGAAAACUGGGACUAGUGAAGGUGAACGCUGACCUCUCGGAGGUGAGGGAGUGGGUGGUGAGUAAGAUGGGGGAGGAGGUGAAGGUGGAUGUGGCCCGUGGGAGACUCACCAACUUCAUUAUUGAGAAGUUUGUCCCACACAAUCCCGCCGAAGAGCACUACGUCUGCAUCAUGGCGAACCGCAGUGGAAACACGGUUCUCUUUCACGAAGAGGGCGGGAUGGAUGUGGGGGACAUAGACAGCAAGGCUCACAGAGUACAGGUGGACAUCGAGGAAACGCUCUCAGAGGAACAGGCUCGUCUCCUGGUGUCCCACGUCUCGCCUGAGAAACAAGAACCACUGGUGGAGUUUCUGCAGACUCUCUACAGGUGUUUCACAGAUCUCUACUUUACCUACCUUGAAAUCAACCCCAUCGUUGUCCAGGGGGAUGUGGUACAUGCAUUGGACUUGGCCGCCCGACUGGAUUCAACCGCAGAAUUCCUCUGUAAGGCUCACUGGGGUAACCUCUGCUUCCCUCCUCCCUUUGGCAGGGAGGCCAUCCCUGAGGAAGCCUAUAUAGCAGAGCUUGAUGCGAAGAGCGGAGCCUCUCUCAAACUGACAGUCCUCAAUCCUCUAGGCCGCAUCUGGACCAUGGUUGCUGGGGGUGGAGCUUCAGUUAUAUACAGUGAUACAAUAUGUGACCUGGGUGGAGGGGCGGAGCUGGCCAACUAUGGAGAGUAUUCAGGAGCUCCCAGCGAGAGCCAAACCUUCGAGUACGCCAAGACCAUUCUGUCUCUGAUGACAACAGAGAAACGACCUGAUGGCAAGGUUCUCAUCAUUGGAGGAGGAAUUGCCAACUUCACUAAUGUGGCAGCAACCUUCAAGGGUAUAGUGAAGGCACUGACAGAGUACCGUCAUCAACUGCUGGAGAACAGAGUCAGGAUUUUUGUGAGGAGAGGUGGCCCAAACUACCAGGAGGGCCUCAAACUCAUGAGGGAAGUUGGUUCGAAGCUGGGUCUGGAGAUGUAUGUAUUUGGACCGGAGACCCACAUGACAGCCAUUGUUGGUAUGGCCCUGGGUCAUCGCCCAAUCCCCAAGCCUACCAAACCUGAGCCCCCGAUGUCUCAGAACCUACUGGGCAAGAAUCUGGUGGCAUCCCUGUCUCAGAGCUCCUCCACCAACUCCAUGAGUGAACUGAUGGACAGCGGGGAGAGAUCUGGCUCUCCUAAACUCUCCAAGAGAAUCACAGUAUGUCUGUGGGAUCCGGAGCAAGAGAACGCGUUGAAACCUCCUGCAAUGCUCUUCACCUCCUCCAGCAAGGCUAUUGUGUGGGGCAUGCAACCUCGGGCUGUUCAGGGAAUGCUGGACUUUGACAAUCUGUGUUCACGUGAGGUACCGUCGGUGUCAGCCAUGGUGUACCCAUUCAGUGGAAACCACAAGCAGAAGUUCUACUGGGGACACAAGGAGAUUAUGAUCCCUAUGUACAAAGACAUUUCCGAAGCCGUCAAGAAACACCCUGAAGUGGAUGUUCUAGUCAAUUUUGCAUCACUCAGAUCGGCUUAUGAUGCCACCAUUGAAGCUCUUAACCUCAAACAUUUUCGCAGUGUGACCAUCAUAGCAGAGGGCAUUCCCGAGAACAAGACGAAGAAACUCAUCAAGAAGGCAGACUCUCUGGGAGUCACUAUCAUUGGACCUGCCACAGUUGGAGGGAUCAAGCCAGGUUGCUUCAAGAUUGGUAACACUGGUGGAAUGCUGGACAACAUUAUAGCCUCCAAACUAUACAGACCCGGCAGGUAAUUGUCUGUUAUACGUACUACUAGAACGAAUUCGACUCGAGUGAAGCACAACCCUUUGAACCGCUGCACGUGAUGUUCACGCAUGUGCAUUGUAGUGGCGCAGUCGGCCAGUGCAGUCGCACAAUUCAAACAAUUAGGUGGACUCACUUCACUCGCCAAUAAUAAUUAUAGUUAAACUGGAG